GUCACGUAGGCAAGCAUACAAAACCAUGCACAGUGCACAGCAGCAGAGCGCUGCCGCACACGCACGUCAUCCCAGAGAGACCCAGAGUCAAGCACCACUAUUCCAGCUGAAGCCGAGAGCAUUUAGCUGCUGCGUCGUUGUCGUUCUCGUACAUAUUUUUUUGUUUGUUUUUGUUUAACCUUUUUCAUUGCCUUGUUGGUCCAUACGUUGCUCUUUUUUCAAUUUUUAUUUGCGUCGAUUCAACGAGAGGUCGGACAAAGGGAUAUAUACUUAUUGUACACGAGAGGAAGACCUGCAGGAAAAUAAGAGCAGACGGAUCGGAGCAAGGAGGGGACGAGCGUACUUAGUGUGUAGUGUUCGGUUGUGAAGAUGUUGUAGUCCUGCGACUUUGCGAGGAGGGGGUUGGUUUUGUGUGCAGUGUUUUUUUUUUUUGCGCGAGGAGGAGGAACUAAAAGCGCGCAAUCCUCGCUUCUGUCCUGUCGACUGCAUCGCUUUUUUGGUGCAGAGGUGUGGUGUACAAAAUGAAAUGGUCCCCACAAACUCUGUUUUGCGAGCAGGUGGGCGAGUUGACGCGGGUCUUCUCCCAGUGGAACGAGUGCGAGCAAACAGUCGUGCUUUAUGCCCUUUUGCGCCGAAUCCCGGCCGUGCAGGCGCGUUUUCUCGCCCAGGCAGUCCAGCACUCACUGCACUCCGUCACUGAGCUUGACUCACAGGAAAGAAAUGCCAACAAUCCUGCUUACAUCAAUUCAUUGCUGUCGGAGACGACGGAGGUCGCGAUAAAUCAGCUACUGACUCACCUCCCGCUCCUCAGACCGGGCAACGUCGAGUGCAAACAGUCGUACCUGAUGGUCAUACCCGAGCUGAUUAAUCACUGCGUGAGCACUGGCCAGUACACCGAACAAACGCAACAGUUGCUCAGCUACACCCUCAUUCAUCCUGCCAUUACUAGUCAGGACAGACGUUCGUUAUCUCAAUGGCUAGGACAGCUCGAGGAGCGAAUCUCGAACACGCCGAUUCAGAGCAGCACCGAGGAUUAUUCCAACAAUACGCCGCUGAGAUGGGACACGACAUGGCAAAAGAGUGUCAAGCAAAACGACCAGGUUGGACAGAAUUAUGGUGCACAAAACGGCAGUCCCUUCAGUUUCCAAUUCCAACUACCAAUAACGCGUCAGCGACGCUCCAACAGCCUCACGCCUCCCGUGGCUUCGUGUCUGCAGCCCGAGAUUCUCGAUCGUAGCGGUAGUGCGAAUAUCUCCACGAGACACAAGACGAGAAGUUUCAGCGUGUCCGGAGAUCACUCUUCUGCUAUUAUUGGGAUGGGCCCUCUAAGUCCUCCCAGCUCAUGUGCGAGUAGUGGUAGCGAAGGUCGCUUGGACGAAGCUUCUGCUCGGCCACUUAGCUCAGGAAUGCGAGACGUUCCAACGUGGCUAAAGACGCUGCGUCUCCACAAGUACAGCUACCUAUUUGCAAACCUGUCGUACGAGGAGAUGCUCGAACUGACAGAGGAUCGCCUGGCCGAGCAGGGCGUGACUAAAGGUGCGCGUCACAAGCUCGCUUUGUCCAUAUCAAAGUUGCAGCAGCGCUACCAGACGCUUUGUGAUCUGGAGAAGGACCUGGUGCAACCACAAGCCAACGCUACCGGUACAGGAAGCUGUCAGUCUGGACAAUCGUCGUUUUCUCCAAAACCACUGCUGGUCAGCGCACUCGAGGAGCUUAAAGCCGUAUUGGCGACUCCUCUGAAGCCCAGCCAGGAGAACUUUGCCCAGGACAUACCCACGCAGUUUACCAAGGUCUUGGGUAAACUGACCAACAGACUGGCUCUCGAGAGCAACAUCGACGACGCCGUGCUGUGUUCGUGCAUAAACAUCUUCGAGAAGGUACUGCAGCACGACUGCUUUACUCCAGCACAGAAGGAGAAAGUACAGCAAUGGCGCAGCCGUUUAGGCAAUCCCCGACCUACUGCCAAAUGGCAGCAUAAUCACGCGUACUUCAAUCGCAAGUACAUAAAUACACAACAGCACAACCGAAAGCCAAGCUUAAAUUUAGGCCACAUUGGCAGUGUAAAAUCUGCAAGCAAUUUUAUGGUCGCGCCACACCGAAACAGCAUAUCUACGCCGUAUUUACAGUCAAGCUCAAGUCAGUCGUCUAAUCAGAGUGGACUCCAGUCGAUCUUAGUUCCCGAAAAACGUCCCAGUCUUCAGGAGACUAAUCUUGAGCUGAUGCAGAGAACGUUACAGCGCACGUACAGCGCGCCAAGGGACAAUUUCCUUGGUUACUCAAGCAGUGCAAUCGAGACGACGGAGCCCGAGAUCAACUCACGCUUGGAAUCUCUCUGUUUACGUAUGACCGAGCAGGCAAUUGGUGGCUUCGGUGAGGCCUAAGCAAAAAGAAGAAUCAACAAAAAACAUAAAAUUAUUGCUUUAUCAAGAAUAUGUCAGAAUGACGAGCAUUCUUAUAAAAAAUUUCUCGACUACUCACUCGCACGCUCUUGAGCGGCAACAGGUUAGCGCUAUUUUUAUAAUUUUUUUUCGUUUUAUGACGACAACGUUGAUUAAUAUUAUUGACAAUUAAGAGAAAACGA
Messenger RNA from Copidosoma floridanum, 2581 nucleotides. It is a transcript of the gene smg, whose product is annotated as sterile alpha motif domain containing protein 4 smaug. Gene Ontology annotation, cellular component: P-body. The record is from RefSeq and is a predicted model, not a curated record. NCBI's taxonomy places the organism in Eukaryota, Metazoa, Arthropoda, Insecta, Hymenoptera, Encyrtidae. Gene Ontology annotation, molecular function: translation repressor activity; protein binding; mRNA binding. Gene Ontology annotation, biological process: negative regulation of translation; nuclear-transcribed mRNA poly(A) tail shortening; regulation of mRNA stability.